AUGACCAAGCCUAAUCUCCUGGAGCUCCCUCGGGGAGUUCAGCUCGUCUACCUCGCCGAGGGAGGGGCAAACGUCAUUUAUCGAUUUGUCGCAAACACAGCACGCGCACCAAAGGACAUAUCUCUCUCCCCAAGUAAUGCAGACUAUUCUCUACCAGCCCAACUAAGGGGGAAACUCCUUCGACUCCGCAAAGAAACAGCAGCCGACAUUCCUUACAAAGAGAUUGUCCGAAACUUCGACACCAUCAUCCGACCCUUAUUCACCCCCGACGAACUAGUCGACCAAACCCUCAUCCGACUCCCAGAGGGUCUCCUCUCGCGCUGCAACGACCAACUGCGAACCGCAGAACUAAAUGACGCGCGUCCGAAAAAGCGCCAUGGCAACUAUCUCUGCCUAAACGAACCAUUCGGUUUGCUCAUUACCGACAUGACGACGGCCGGCGAACCGGGCGCGUAUCUGGCCGAGCUGAAACCGAAAUGGUUGAACCAGUCGCCUUCAGCACCUAGCACCGCACAAAGAUGUCGGACCUGUGCGCUGCGGGAGAUGAAGAACCGCGAGGCACUGCUGCUGGGCCUGAAAGAGCAGCGGUCGUUUUGUCCGCUGGACCUUGUCUCGGAGCAAUUUGAGAACGUGCUGCGGGCGACGGGGUCGAUUAAGGGAUGCAAGGACCGAGCGCGGCUGGCUCGGAUCUUGUAUCGGAAUCCGACGAUGCUGAGAUUGCAGUCGUUGCAGAAGAGUGAGAGGGAGGUUGGACUGCACGGGCCGCCAGCGCAUUCUCGGGGGAUGUCGCUUGCGAUGACUCUGCGGGACUGUACGAUGUUUAUUAAGAUUCCCAAUGAUGAAAGAGCACCCGUUCAAAUCCGCCUUGGCGACCUCGAUCUCAAGUCAGGUGCUGGCGGAAAGGCCGGUUACUGGCGAGACCUGGAAACCCAAUUGAUCGAAGAGGGUUGGUAUCGGGGUAGCAACAUCGGUCAAGGUUCAAGCGAGUGCGCUUUGCACACGCGAAGGCCCUCUCAGUCCCUUGCAAUAUGA
Penicillium bovifimosum is the source of this 1032-nucleotide messenger RNA. Its product is annotated as inositol-pentakisphosphate 2-kinase. NCBI's taxonomy places the organism in Eukaryota, Fungi, Ascomycota, Eurotiomycetes, Eurotiales, Aspergillaceae. Gene Ontology annotation, cellular component: nucleus. Bases 1 to 1032 code for a protein of 343 amino acids. Gene Ontology annotation, biological process: inositol phosphate biosynthetic process. The transcript has 2 exons. Gene Ontology annotation, molecular function: inositol-1,3,4,5,6-pentakisphosphate 2-kinase activity; ATP binding. The record is from RefSeq and is a predicted model, not a curated record.